AGCCGUCCCAUCAUGCAUUGAAAUUCGCGCCUUUGUAAGUUUUGUUGAAUAGUUGGUCCGAGCUGGUUUUUUUCCGGUGAGAUUUUGGAAUUGUUUUAAAGAUAAGACGGCCAAUCCACGAUGUCAUCAAUCAGCCCUCCCGGUACACGGUCAUCUACGUCCACCCCAGAGAAAUCGUCAGGCAAACCGCCCUUUGACCUGAAACGCAAGGUCAAAUCGGAGUACAUGAGGUUACGCCAGCUGAAACGGUUCAAGAGAGCGGAUACAGUCAGAACAAUUUGGUGCCGGAAUCGCGUCCACAUAGCAGAGAGCACUCAGUGUAAUAACCGUACAUGGCGCGAAGGUCCGUUCCAAUCCAUCCACACUGUGGCAUCGUUUGACCAACUACCGGUCAUCAGAAAGUGCUCUGUUGAGGUCAGCAAUGAAGGGCCAAUGCAGACUGGUCCCCUGUAUACCCUCAAUGCAAUCACAUCCGUUCCAUGGGUCUAUACUUGGGAACCACUCCAACAAAACUUCAUGGUUGACGAUGAGACAGUUCUCCACAAUAUCCCGUACAUGGGAGAUGAGGUGCUGGAACAAGACGGUUCGUUCAUCGAAGAACUCAUCAAAAACUACGACGGAAAAGUCCACGGGGAGAAAGAAUGUGGUUUUAUCGAUGACGAUGCCUUCAUUACGCUUGUCAAAAGCGUGGCCGUUGCUGAACAAGUUGAACUGGGGAUCCUGGACAAAGCUGAGGAGGAGCCGAAAGGAUUUCCCUCGGACAAUGUCUUUGCUGCCAUAGCUAGCCAGUUCCCAGACAAGGGCAAAACAGAAGAUCUUAGACAAAGGUAUCGUAACUUACAAGAGAAGCAGAAUUCCAGCGAGGUUGUGUUGGAGUGUACUCCCAACAUUGAUGGUCCUACGGCCAAAUCAGUCCCUCGUGAGCAGACCAUGCAUUCCUUCCACACCCUCUUCUGUCGCAGAUGUUUCAAGUACGAUUGUUUUCUCCACCCUUACCACCCGACACCGAGUCAGACGAAACCAAAGACGUCCGAGAUCCGCCAGGAGACAGAGCCAUGCGGGCCGGACUGCUUCAUGAUACAGCCCAAGGAGCCGGUUAUGAGCCCGCCCAGCACCCCAGAAAAGAAUCGCACAGCUACCAGGAGGCACAUGUCACGGUCCGACGAAGAAACGCCCACGAAAAAAAUGAAGACGGGUCAAGAAAAUGAAAGCACUCCAGAGAAGAUUCACCCAGUAGCAGCCCAGAAGUCUUCCCCCGACGCCAAGCCGAUCAUCACCACCGAUUCAGGGUGUGAGUGGAGUGGGUCGGACGCCUCCCUAUUCAGGGUUCUCAGAGGGGUUUGGUUCAACAAUUACUGCACCAUUGCUCUGCUCCUGAAAACAAAGACAUGUAGACAGGUUUGUGAGUUCGCACUGAAGGAAGGUGAGAUUGUGGAACUGCCCCCGGAGCGAAACCCUACACCUCCAAGGAAGAAGAAAAGGAAACAGAGAAUGUGGUCGAUGCACUGUAGGAAGAUACAACUCAAGAAAGGUAAAGACUCCACGGCCAGUCACGUCUACAACUACCAGCCCUGUGACCACCCAGGCAAGCCCUGCGAUACCGAGUGCAGCUGCAUCAUGCUCCAAAACUUCUGUGAGAAGUUCUGCCAGUGCAGCUCCGACUGUCAGAAUCGUUUCCCAGGAUGUCGUUGCAAGGCCCAGUGCAACACCAAGCAAUGUCCGUGCUACCUGGCGGUCAGAGAGUGUGACCCGGACCUGUGUGGUACAUGUGGCGCUAAUUCAGGCAACUUCUUUGAGAAGGCUGACAGUGAUAGUAUUUCUUGCAAGAAUGUGAGUCUACAACGAGGCUGGAAAAAGCAUCUACUACUGGCUCCGUCCGACGUUGCUGGCUGGGGGAUCUUCAUCAAACAGUCGGCUCAGAAGAACGAGUUUAUAUCGGAGUACUGUGGGGAGAUUAUUUCUCAAGAUGAGGCGGACAGACGAGGCAAAGUCUACGACAAGUACAUGUGCAGCUUCCUGUUCAACCUCAACAAUGAUUUCGUCGUUGAUGCCACACGCAAAGGGAACAAGAUACGCUUCGCCAACCACUCCAACAGUCCAAACUGCUACGCAAAAGUGAUGAUGGUCAACGGUGACCACCGCAUUGGAAUCUUUGCCAAGAGGCCCAUCCAAACCGGCGAAGAACUGUUCUUCGACUACAGGUACAGUGCGACAGAUGCCCUGAAAUAUGUCGGCAUUGAGAGAGAAAUGGACAUACCGAUUUGAAGACAAAUUUCUUUGUGGUGACUAGAUUUGUACUGCUCGGAAAUGGAACAUACAGGGCCUAGAACUUCAAUUCCUUUUCUUCAUUAAUCUUCUGUAACUCUUAAUUUUGCUAAAAGUGCCUUCAAACAAACUCAUUUUCUAAGACAGGUAAUGAAAAUAUUUUGUACAAACGUCGUAGCUGAAAUUAGUGAAGUCUUUACAUGAAAUGGUUAAAAUUUUAAACCGUAUGGAAUUUCUGUUUUUUGGGGUUAAAUUGUAGAAUAAUCGUUGAAGUUAUAAUUGUUUUUAGAAAAUGGGAAUUACAUGUACAGUCACGCAACAUUUCAAGAGUAUUUUAUUCCCGUUAUGGUUGUCAAGAAUGAAAGUAAAGUCAAUCUUUAUACAUCAAAUAAUGUUCAGUAAAGCGUAGCAUGAAUUCCAACAAAUGGGUCAUUUGUAAUAAGUUGAUUAAAACGGGACAUUUUUUACUCUUGUAAAUCAGUAUGCAUUAUUUCCGAAAACAUGCUUUUGCCAAUUUGGUGAAUUUAUUAUGAAUUGCCUUUUUGAUUCUAGGAUAGAUUUUAGUGUGACACUUGGUACCUUUCGUAAAGAAAUCUUUAAAAAAAAAGGCUUAAUCUCCAAUCAGCUUCGGAAAUGUCAGGGAGAUAGGGGGCCCUUGCCUUCGGCUGGUUUGAUUGGCUGUUAUCAAA
Molecule: messenger RNA, 2954 nt
Organism: Patiria miniata (bat star)
Lineage: Eukaryota; Metazoa; Echinodermata; Asteroidea; Valvatida; Asterinidae
Product: histone-lysine N-methyltransferase EZH2-like
Exons: 21
Coding region: 121-2265 (714 amino acids)
Biological process (GO): chromatin remodeling
Molecular function (GO): protein binding; histone H3K27 methyltransferase activity
Source: RefSeq, a predicted model, not a curated record